AUGGAAUAAGCUAUUUGUUGUUGUAAUUUUUUAGAUCCCAGUUUAAAAUAUAUUCAUGAUACUACUAUAGGUAUUGAAUUUGUAUCUUAGGAAAUUAAAGUUUCGGAUUAAAAUAUAACUAUAUGUAUUAGUGAAACUCCAGGAAAAUUGUAAUCUAGAUUUUUGACUCACAUUUUCUAUAGAGUGUAUGAUGCAUUUCUUGUAUUUUUAUGA
Messenger RNA from Paramecium pentaurelia, 213 nucleotides. Lineage: Eukaryota; Ciliophora; Oligohymenophorea; Peniculida; Parameciidae. The record is from the annotation of a GenBank genome assembly.